AUGUCGACCCCUCAUAUAACACCCAAUAUCCCCGUUAAGGACUACCGAGAAAACCCGAGACCCCCCCAUGACCCCGAAGACGCGGGACGCCGCGAGAGACCCGCAAAACCCCCCGGCGAGAACCCGAGAGACACCGCGAAACCCCGAGGAGACCCGGGGAAGACGCAGGACCGGAGACCCCCGGCGAAGCCCGCGAGCGACCCGGCGAGACCCGCGAAGGGACCCCGCGAGAGACCCCGCAGAGACCCCCGCGAAGGACCCCGCGAGAGACCCCCGCGAGAGACCCCGCGAGAGACCCCGCGAGAGACCCCGGGGGAGACCCCGCGAGAGACCCCGCGAGAGACCCCGCGAGACCCGCGAGAGCCCCCCGGCGAGAGACCCCGCGAGAGACCCGGCGAGAGACCCCGCGAAAACCCCCCGCGAGAGACCCCGCGAGAGACCCCCGCGAGAGACCCCCGGCGAGAGCCCCGGGGGGAGACCCCGCGAGAGACCCCGCGAGGAGACCCCCGCGAGAGACCCGCGAGGACCCCCGCGAGAACCCGCGAGAGACCCCGCGAGAGACCCCGCGAGAGGACCCCGCGGAACCCCCGCGAGAGCCCCCGCGAGGAGACCCGCGAGAAGACCCCGCGAAGACCCGCGAGAGACCCCGCGAGAGACCCCGAGAGAACCCCCGGGGGAGGAGGGACCCCGCGAGAGACCCCCGCGAGAGACCCCACGCGAGAGACCCCCGAGAAAACCGGCCGCGAGAGACCCGCGAGAGACCCCCGGAGAGACCCCGCGAGAGACACCCGGAGAGACCCCCGCGAGAGGAACCCCGGCGAGAGACCCCGGCGAGGAACGCGAAGACCCGUGAAGAACCCCGCGAGGACCCCGCGAGAGAGACCCCGCGAGAAACCCCGAAGACCCCCGCGAGAGACCCCAAUCGCGAUAAACCCCCGAAGAGACCCGGAGAGACCGCGCGAAGACCCCCGCGGAGAGACCCCGGAGGGGGACCCCGCAAAGACCCCGCGAGAGACCCGCGAGACCCCCGCGAGAGACCCCGAGCGGGAAAACCGCCGGCAGAGCCCCCGCGAGGAACACCCGCGAGAGACCGCCGCGAGAGACCGGCGAGAGCCCCCCCGGAGAAGACCCCCGCGAGAGACCCCGCGAGAGGGAGAGACCCCCGCGGAGAACCCUCGAGAGACCGGCAAGACCCCGCGAGAGACCCCCGCGAGAGACCCCGAGAGAACCCGCGAGAGACCCGCUAUACCCCCCCGCAGAGACCCCCGGAGGAAGACCCCGCGAGAGACCGCCGCGAGAGACCCCGCGAGAGACCCCCGCCGAGGAGACCCGCGAGAGACCCGCGAGAGACCGCGAGAGACCGCCGCGAGAGACCCCCGGCGAGAGACCCCCGCGGAGACCGCAGAGACCGCCGCAGAGACCCCGCUAAGACCCCCGCGAGAGCCCCCGCGGGGAGAGACCCCCGAAGACCCCGCGAGAGACCCCCCGGAGAGCCCCCCGAGAGAACCCGAUAAAAGGAGAGAAGAACCCCCCGAGAGACCCCGAGAGGAAAACCCCGCGAUAUACCCCCUCGAGAACAGGGGGAAGACCCCCGAGAACCCCCCGCGAGAGACCCGGAGAGACCCGGUAGAACCCCUUUCGAAAACCCCGCAAACCCCCAGAGACCCCCGCGAAACCCCGAAACCCCGCGAGAAAACCCCGCAAAAACCCCGAAGACCCCUCUAG
Pecten maximus is the source of this 1725-nucleotide messenger RNA. RefSeq names its product serine/arginine repetitive matrix protein 1-like. The coding region runs from base 1 to 1725 and encodes 574 amino acids. The record is from RefSeq and is a predicted model, not a curated record. NCBI's taxonomy places the organism in Eukaryota, Metazoa, Mollusca, Bivalvia, Pectinida, Pectinidae. The transcript is spliced from 2 exons.